This is a messenger RNA of Botrytis byssoidea, 693 nucleotides long. RefSeq lists its product as uncharacterized. Lineage: Eukaryota; Fungi; Ascomycota; Leotiomycetes; Helotiales; Sclerotiniaceae. The record is from RefSeq and is a predicted model, not a curated record. The transcript is spliced from 2 exons. The coding region runs from base 1 to 693 and encodes 230 amino acids.
AUGACUUCCUCAUUCCUCGAAGUCGAAUUGAAAUCCGCUAUUGAUGGUUUCUCAGGUGGUUACCAAACGAUUGCCAUAAACAAUGACAGUGGUGACAAAAUGGAGAUAUCUUUUCAUCGAACGGUUCGGAUACCGGAUGACGGCAAAAACUACGAGCUUCCCCCUAACCUUGAAAAAUUCCCUCUUUUUUCAAUAGAUGAUCACGCAGUGAAGCUACUUGUCGAUAUUGUUAGGAAGGGAGGUGUAUUUAUUCCUAUUCGGCAACACGAGGCUUUGUGGAUUAAAUUUCAUGCGUACGGGACUUCGCGAUUUGCAGUCAAAGUCUUUGUUAAUGGAAUUGAUGCUAUGUCAGAAGAGAGCAGACAUUGUGAGAUGAAACCUGGGGAGCCUUUCGCUGAAUCAGACGGAGAGCAAGAUUAUCUUGUAGUACCAGGACAAGAAUGGUUUGGUGACUUUGUCAGAACUAAUAAGACAGUCAUACAGCCUGUAGCAGUGCCUACUGGCUCUGGAUACUCGGUUGAAGCACAGGUCAAAGAUUUCGACAAAAUUUCUGGCCUGCAGUUCGAAAUCAUUCCAUUUCGCGUAUUGUCUUACUUUGAUGGCAAAAUAAUCAUUACAAUUCUGACGGGCAAGAGUUUCCCUGUAAAUGUGAACUCCGACAUGACUGUUGCAACGCUCAAAGGUCGUAUAUAG